Alnus glutinosa is the source of this 895-nucleotide messenger RNA. Its product is annotated as protein NDR1-like. Gene Ontology annotation, biological process: defense response to other organism. The record is from RefSeq and is a predicted model, not a curated record. Bases 104 to 691 code for a protein of 195 amino acids. NCBI's taxonomy places the organism in Eukaryota, Viridiplantae, Streptophyta, Magnoliopsida, Fagales, Betulaceae. The transcript has a single exon.
UAAAAAGGUUAAAGAAAUUCUUUCCUGAAGCAGCCUCUCUAUAUAUAAUCCCACGUACAGUUAUGUUCGAUGAACAAUUCCUCGAAGAUUGCAACUUCCCAACAUGUCUGAUCUCGAAAAUCCCUCUGAAUCUGAAUUUCCUAUUCUUCUUAGAACCCGUGAAGAAGCUAAACCUUGUUUGUGUUUAUGGCUUCUCCAAGUUGCAAUCGUGAUAGGAAGUUCCUCGGUGGUAAUAUGGCUAUGUCUAACUCCAAAGAGUCCCAUUUAUAUCAUCACCGGCGCAUAUGUUCCAACCUUAGAUGGUCGGAAUUCUACAUCACUUCCCGGCCGAAACACCUCUACUAUCUUGAAUCUCAAAUUCUCAAACCCCAACAAAAAGAUGGGCAUCUUCUACAAUAACAUCAACAUAACCUUAUAUUACAGCAAUGCUGUCAUCGGCUCCAGCUCCCUGCCGGGUUUCUACCAAGGCCACAAAAAGACCACAAUAUAUGAAGUGCUUGUGAAUGCUGACCAACAGUUGGGGAAAAGAGUUACCAAUGCGACAACAGGGUUGAGGGUUUGCUUGGAAAAUGUUGUCAAAUAUAAGAUAUUCAGUUACACGACAAAGCAUCACCGGAUAUAUAAUCAAGCUCAUGUGCCGCUUGGUUCUGAUGGGAGGAUUUCAGGAGAGAAGAAUAUAAAGCUAAAAUAAAAUAUUAGUUAAGGUUUGUUUUGAGGGACUCGAACUUGAUUUUCUUGCUUCUUUUUCCUAAUUGUAGUAUACUUUAAUUUCUUCUAUGCCUCCUUAUUCUUUACUCUGUUCAGUCGGUUUGGCAACUCUGAAAGCAGAGAGCUAGCCUUCUAGCAAAAGCAGGCUGCUGCAUAUAUAUAAAUAUGAUGAUGGACUGGUUGAGUA